CACCUCAGAGAAAGAGAGGGCAACAAAACCGCAAAAGCUACAGGACUCUCAGAGGCAGUUCCGCCAGGCUAAUGGAAGUGCUAAGAGAUCUGGAGGAGAUCCCAAAUCCACUUCUCCUACCGUGCCUGCUUCUAAAAUUCCUGCUUUUUCCUCUAGUAUGGGAAAAGGCUUGUCCCAGUCUGAUUCUACUAAUAUUGUUAAUUCUUCUUCUCUUUUAUCUUCUUCCCUUCCCACUAGCAAAUCCUCUAUCCCUCCUCGAUCCAGUUCCACCCCUUCCUCUCAUAUCCCCUCUGUUUCUAAUGGUUCUUUAAAAUUUGCCCCUCCCACUCACAGCACUAAAGGCCUCUCUAUUCCCACACAGACACAAAAUGGUCGACCUUCCUCCUCCUCUUCCUCUUCCUCUUCCUGUUACCACUCCCCUUUAUCCCCGACUAUGUUGAGUCAGAGUGUGAAGAGUAUCCGUACCAUUCACACACCCAGCUUCACCAGCUACAGUCGGCCACACAACGGGAGUGCCAGUAAAUCAGCUAUUCCCACGGUAACUGUCGCCAAAGAUGCUGCGUAGAAUGCUUCGCUGCUUCGCAACCAUUUAUGUAUCUCUUAAUGAGGUGGAGUUUCUCCUGAUUUUACUUUGAUUCAUUUUUUUUUAAUUG
Molecule: messenger RNA, 653 nt
Organism: Sinocyclocheilus grahami
Lineage: Eukaryota; Metazoa; Chordata; Actinopteri; Cypriniformes; Cyprinidae
Product: sickle tail protein-like
Exons: 2
Coding region: 158-565 (135 amino acids)
Source: RefSeq, a predicted model, not a curated record